Molecule: messenger RNA, 774 nt
Organism: Pieris macdunnoughi
Lineage: Eukaryota; Metazoa; Arthropoda; Insecta; Lepidoptera; Pieridae
Source: the annotation of a GenBank genome assembly
AUGAUGUAUGGUGAUGUUCAAGCUGAACCCCUAAAACCCACGUACAUGCCAGUAUUUCUUACAAAGAAAGAGAGGAAGAAGUUAAGGAGACAGAGUAGGAGAGAAGCAUGGAAGGAGGAACAGGAGAAAGUGAGACUUGGAUUGGAAGCGCCGCCAGAGCCUAAACUAAGAAUAUCGAAUCUGAUGCGAGCUCUUGGCACGGAAGCGGUCCAGGACCCGACAGCUAUUGAGGCGAAAGUACGAGAGCAAAUCGCCAAGAGACAGAAGACACAUUUGGAGGCGAAUAAGGCGCGAGCACUUACGAAAGAGCAGAAGAGAGAGAAGGUGGACAGAAAAAUCCGCGAAGACACAACAAUGGGUGUUCACGUCGCCGCAUAUAGAAUCAAAGAUCUAUUUGAGUGCGCCUCGGCCAAAUUCAAAGUGGAAGUGAAUGCGCAACAAUUGCACAUGACAGGUUGUGUUGUGUUGCAUCGUGGCUGUUGUGUUGUUGUUGUUGAAGGCGGGCCCAAACAACACGCCAAGUAUAAGAGACUGAUGCUUAACCGUAUAAAAUGGGAAGAGGACAUGAUAAAGGAAUCGGACGGAACUGAAGUCCCGAACAGUUGUCAUUUGGUCUGGGAGGGCACCACAGCGCAUCGUGCCUUUGGGGAGAUUAAAUUUAAGGUAAUGCCAACGGAAAAGCAAGCGCGCGAAUUAUUCCAGAAACACAAAGUUGAACAUUACUGGGAUCUGGCUUACAGCGGAGCAGUGCUGGGUACAUCUGAUGAACCAUAG